Molecule: messenger RNA, 2569 nt
Organism: Betta splendens (Siamese fighting fish)
Lineage: Eukaryota; Metazoa; Chordata; Actinopteri; Anabantiformes; Osphronemidae
Product: serine-aspartate repeat-containing protein F
Exons: 6
Coding region: 303-2429 (708 amino acids)
Source: RefSeq, a predicted model, not a curated record
UCCUGCAGCAGCACAAAGAGACCAAGCGCACAACGCUUUCCUCGCUUUUGUCCAUUUGAAAAGAUUUCAUUUCUUGAUCGCCCGCGCUCGGCUUUUCAUGCGGUGGUUAGUUGUCGCCACGUUUAACCAAGUAAUUUAGUUUUAGGGACUAAUUUCAACGGCAUCUGUUUGACAGGAAGCCACUCGCAGAAAAAGCAGAUGAGAGAUACUUGGCGCUCUCUUCCUCUCUGAGAGGAGACUCUCGCAGCGAUGAGUUCAUUUCGGUCUUCUUAUUGUACAACUUAUUUAUUCUGACUACAAAGAUGGAACAAAGUCUUGAUGAUCUUUUUAACGGUGCAUUUUCAGAAGUGUCUGUUGGCUUUUUGGAAAAUGAAGAUUUGGAAUUGGACGGCAUAGACUUUGACAGUAAGGUGGAGGAAGACAUUUCUCAACCAACGGAGGAGGACGAGGCUCUGCACCAGGAAGCAGCUGGUGCGGCUUCAGUUCUGUGUAACAUGGAAAAGAAAGACGCGUACGUGGUCGAAAACGCUGACGAAGAGCAGGGUGACGAUGAAAGCGACGAGGAGGACGUCGGACGUGUAGGGACCAGUGUCAUGAGCACGGACAAAGCUCCACAGGAGGACUUCACGAGCUCGGAUGCAGGGUCCGAGGAGGGGAGCUGUGACUCUGGAGACGGAGGCGAGGAAGCGGACACGGGAGCAGCCGCGAGGCCGGGGGAUCUGCUGAUGUCAGUUCGCUGCAGUGACGAGUUCGUCUACGAUGAUAAAGAGGACGAGAUCUCUGCCGUGGGACAGUCUCUGGCCCCCGAGGGCAGCGAAAGCCCCCAAGCUGGAAAUGAAGAGCAAGGUGAGAGCGAGAUGGAUGAGCAGUUGUCCUAUAUUGGGCAAGUCCCAGAACGGGCCGGAGAGAUGAUGGUGAAAGGUGACGGGAGCGACGAGGACGAGCAGGAAAAGCAGGAAGAGACGCAGGAGGACUCGUCUGAUUCUGAGAGUGAGCGUGUGAGAAGACGAGAGGAAAACGUCCCGGCUCUCGACUCUGAGCAGGAGGCUCAAAGUCCCCACAGCUUGGAGUUCUCCGAAAUAUGCGUGCAACAUGAGCGGCAGCUAAGCGCACAGGCUGCUGAGGAAGAUGUGGCGAAGAUGGAGGAUUUCUCCGGAGAGGAGCAUCAAGAGGCCGGGGAGACGUUUGCAGAGUAUCCCUCCGACUUUUCCUCCUGUGAAUACGUCGAAGGUGGAGGAGGGAAUCCAGAAAAGGAGAGAGCUGCGACAGAUAUAAGAUGGACGGGAAAGGAGGAGGACGCUGAGGAGGACGGGGACGACUGUCUGGACGGCAGGGAUCGAGAGACGGGUGCUCGUUGGGUGACGGGUUUGGAUCAGGCAACGCAGGAGGACGGCAAAACAAAGGUCGAGACCAUCGCGUGUGGAAGUGAUGACGACCAGGCAGCUGAGAGUGACUCCUACAGCUCCAGUGAUGAUGAUGAUGAUGAUGAUGAUGAUGAUGACGAGGAUGACGACAGCGAUGAUAUUCAAGGAAGGAAAUACGAUGAGCUUUCACUCAACACACGUCUCUUAGAUCCAGAAAACUACAAGGACCUGGAGCUUUACGGUGACAGUGGUGGAGCAGGUUCUGGGUCCAGCAUCUCUGACGACCACCAAGGAAACACGGCCGCUUUUAACAUCCACUGGGACUUCAAGUUCAGCUCCCUUCUGGACGAGGACCUGCUAAGCACAGUGGACACCGACUUAGCUGCUUCAUAUAUGAACGCGCCUCCUGCAGGAGACAGCGGCAGCUAUUCAGUGGUGCAGAGGGGGCAGAGCCAGGCCACACACACGUCCCACCAGGGGUCCCUGGAUGACGGCUUCUUCUUCAACACGCAGCACGUGGCCUCAGGCGCCGCUGAACUGGGCCAGCUGGGGGACGACGAGUACGAAGAGGAGAGGAACUGGGAGCAGGAGAAGGAGAGAAUCGAGGCUUUCUACAAGUUUUACGACGAUGACACCGAGGAGAACGGCAGGGAGGAGCGGAAGACGAAGGUUCAGUUCUGUGCAGAUCCAUUGUCUCAGGUGAUUCACUAUGAGACCGACAGCAGCGACAGAGAUUCACUGAGCAGCUCGGAGGAUGACGAGGAGGACGAGGAGGAUGAGGAAGAUGAGGACCGGAGCUCUGCAGAAACAUCUGAGGAACAGAGGGAACCUGACGACACCCUGCAAAUGGGACCUGAGCACGACCCCCCAGAUGUGGAGGUCCCAGACAACACGGAGCAGAGCGAAGUCAGCAACACACACACGUGCAGCAGAAAACACAAGUGUGGGCUCGUUCUAAAGCAGAUACUGAGGAUGGGUCUGGUGGUGCUGACAGGAACGCUGAUGUUCUGGCUGGCCACAGACCAAGCUGACUGGUUUGGACAAAUUCCUUUUUUUAAGGGCUAAAGAUUUUUCUCUUUUUGGUUAUUUUUUAUGUAUAUUUGCAAACUAUCAAAAACAAUUAUUGAAUUGUAAAAAGUGCUGGAUAUUAAAAAACUAUUAUCUGUAAUAUGUUUUUUGCUCUUAAUAAAGAUCUGGUUUGUGAA